Molecule: messenger RNA, 3557 nt
Organism: Sesamum indicum (sesame)
Lineage: Eukaryota; Viridiplantae; Streptophyta; Magnoliopsida; Lamiales; Pedaliaceae
Gene: MEI1
Product: transcription coactivator
Biological process (GO): DNA replication initiation; mitotic G2 DNA damage checkpoint signaling; mitotic DNA replication checkpoint signaling
Source: RefSeq, a predicted model, not a curated record
AUUAAGUUUUUUGCAAACACCUACUAAGAGCAAAAAUGUUUCCCGCGCUUAAAACCUGAAGGUUUUACCUCCGGCAAGCGUCCACCCUAAUUCCUCAAAUUCAAGACCUAAUCAGAAACUUUUCAAUUAUACGUAGCAUCUACGCACAGGGAGAAAGUAUGCAGUAGUUCGAAGAUGGCGACGAAAGUGUUUAAAGGAGCAAAUGUGUUCAUGUCGCGGAAUCUGGUUCCGCCGGAGCUCUUCGACGCGCUUCACGACGCCUUGAAGCUAAACGGUGCGCAGGUUUUGCUCUGCUGCGAUCCCUCGCGCAAUGGGCCCAAUGAUUAUCACGUCAUCGCCUCCCAUGAUCACGAAAAGUUUGAGGAUCUACGAGCAAAGGGCUGUAAGUUAAUCGGUCCUCAGUGUGUUUUGUCCUGUGCAAAAGAACAUAGGGUGCUGCCGAAUCAGGGCUUCACCUGUUGCCUUGCAAUGGAUGGUGUCAACAUACUUGCAUCUGGUUUUGAGAAGGAUGAAAAGGCUGAGAUUGCAAAGAUGGUUACCGCAAUGGGAGGAGUAUUGGUUACAAAAGCAUCAUCAGAUGUCAGUUUUGUUAUUGUGAAGAAUGUUUUGGCUCAAAAAUACAAGUGGGCGCUGAACAAUCUGAAAAAGCCAAUUGUGACAACAAAUUGGCUUCUUCAGUGUUGGAAAGAGCACCGUGUUGUACCUCAAGAUUGCUACAGGGUUCUUCCUUUUUCUGGAUUGACGAUAUGUGUUAGUGGAAUUCCUGCAGAUGAACGUAAGGAGAUGGAGAAGCUCGUUAUGCAAAAUGGAGGCAAAUAUUCUGCUGAGCUGACCAAGAGAUGUACACAUUUAGUCUGUGAUGCUCCAGAAGGUGACAAAUAUAAGGUUGCAAAAAGAUGGGGACACAUAUACAUAGUUACCAGGAAGUGGUUUCACCAAUCUGUUGCCAGAAGAGCGUGCCUUAGUGAGGAGUCCUACCCUGUUCAAGGUAGUACAAUAUCUUCUUUGAGUACUUUGAAGACAGUGGAGCAACAUAGUCAAGGGAAAGUUAUCAGAAAUUCACAACAUACCUCAUCAUCUAUGGCCACCGCCUCAGAUUCAGAAACCAAUUUUUCUGCUCAGGAUAUGGGACCUGAUUUUGAAAAUCCCCUGCCAAAUAUAUAUCCUGCAUUUUUUGAGGCUCCUUCCUUACCUAAAGAGGACAAUGAUCCACCUGCUGAUAUGCAAAAAAAUGAUCCUAAUUUUGCUCGUUGCAUUGCUGAUGACUCUCAAAGUGAGGACGAUGAUCUAUACUUGUCCGAGUGCAGAAUUCUGCUUGUAGGCUUUGAGGCUUCUGAAUUACGCAAGCUAGUUGACAUGGUUCGCCGUGGAGGAGGUUCUCGUUAUAUGUCAUUCAGUGAGAAAUUGACGCAUGUUAUAGUUGGAAAACCAUCAGAGCUUGAGAUCAAGGAAGUAAGGAGCGUUGCAGCUUUUGGAGUCAUUUAUGUAGUUAAAACAGCAUGGCUUGAAGAGUGCACCUUCAAGAAGAAAGAAGUUCCUGUACUUAAGAGCCAUAUCGCUUAUGAUUUACUUCUUCCAAAAGAUCCUGUAAUCUUCAAUAAAGCAACUGCGACGAACAUGAAUAGUGCAAAACAGAUGAAGUCCUCUGCUUCUCAGCCCAUGGACGAUAACAUCUUGGAGAACAAGAGCUCUCAAUGUGAAGUGGUGAUAGGUUUAAAAGAAGAGGCUAAACCAAAGGUGCAAAGUGGUGUGAGCAAUGGAAAACACAUGAAGUCAUCAGCUGUAUUUAAAGGGAAGCUCUUCGGUUUCUCAAGCACUUUUCCUGAAGAGCAAAGACCGGAAAUUGUGCUGUGGGUACAUGAAGGUGGUGGAGAGGUCAUUGUAGAUCAACAAGUAAACAAUGUGCACUUCACAGUUGAGCGUCAUGGUGUGCCCCAUCUGACGCAUACUUUCAGGAGUACAUAUGUCACUACUCAUUGGAUUCAUUCUUGUCUACAGGAUGGUUGUUUGCUGGAUGUCAGCAGUCACAUUCUCUACUCUCCGCUUACAUGCCAAAUUCCUUUACCUGGAUUUGAAGGAUUUCGCCUCUGUGUUUCACGGUAUGAUAUGCGAGAAAGACAGCUGCUAAGAAAUUUGUGCUAUGUCCUUGGGGUGAAGUUCGUUGAAAAACUGACAAAGAAAGUCACUCAUCUAUUGUGUAAAUUUGCUGAUGGUGAUAAAUUUGAGGCUGCUUGUAGAUGGGGAAUACAUGUAGUUACAGCUGAGUGGAUAUACGAAUGUGCUAUGAAGAACAAAGUUGUUGAUUUGAAAGGUUUUUAUCCUAAAGAACUUACCUCUCAAGACCGCGAAGCAGGUUUAUAUUUUGUGAGCCAAUAUCCUACCCAAUCUGUUAGAAUGACAUCUGGAGAUGAUGCCUCCCAAUGUCUGAGUCAGUUACAGGAUCAAAGUAAUAUGCAGAGAGUUGCUUCGACGGGGUGUAUGGCGAGAUACAAAGACAAUGAUUCAAGUAAUGGUAGUAAGAGGGCAAGGCUUUUGGGAAAUGAUAGUAUAAAGCAUCCACUAUCCUUUGUAUCUGCUGCUGAUAAUUCUGUCAAUAGGAAGAAUCCUACUGAAAACAACGUAACUGAAUGUACUAGGGAACCUUCUGUAGUUCCUGAUGUGGCUGCAGCUAUAGAGGAUUUAUUGGAGCAAACAAGCAAGAUCCAAGAUCGGAAGUCACAGGAGACAAGUGGUUGCCAUGAAAACUUUCUAUCUUCUAAUUCUACAAUGCUUGGUCAAAGGCAUGCUGAUGGCCAGUCUGAUCCGGGGCCAUCUAAGCACUGGAUGAACAGGUUAGAGAAAAGGGAUGAUAAUCCCUCUGCUGAUGCUGCAGCUAGAGGAUUUUAUGAUGGAUUUAGUGAAACACAAACUGAUUCCCAGGUCGUUGGUUAUGAAGAAGAUUUAUCUGGUCGGCAAAUGAUCAUUGAUAGAGUGCGUACAAGGAGUAGCAUGGCUUGAAUGCCUGGUGUACAUAUCCACAGUUGAAGCUCUCUUUGCCGAGCAGCAAGUGACACAACCCACUAAAACAAGAGAGAAAGAGAGACGAGCAGCCUGAUACAGAAGCCUCGGGUCCAGUUACCACAAAUCAUAUCUGUGAGAAAAAGAAAACAUGAAAUCUUAAUGACAAAUCAGAGAAAGAAGUACAACAGGCUGAAAAAUUGCUACCGAACUGCUGAAGAUGGUUCUGAACCUUCAUCAAGGUAAUUCUCGGUUGUAUCUCUGUGUAGAUGAUGUGCUUGAACUUUACACCUAAGAGAUUUUGUGCGGGAUUAACUUUCUAAACAAUAUGUAUGUCCAGUAACAUGAUUUGUCUAUAAUUUUGGUUAGCACCUUAUGUGGUUGCUAUAUUUUGCAUCAAUAACAAUCACAGAGAACAGGUCAUAUGUAUCCUACCUUUCUGGGAUGCUUUCUUAUUGCUAUUGUUAUCAUAACAAUCUUGUACUCAUAUUUGUCAUUCCUUUCCCAGUGACAAAAUGAUGGAAGCUCAAUUAUUCAUCUGUGUAAGCCAUUAUUCUUCA